Molecule: messenger RNA, 909 nt
Organism: Oldenlandia corymbosa var. corymbosa
Lineage: Eukaryota; Viridiplantae; Streptophyta; Magnoliopsida; Gentianales; Rubiaceae
Source: the annotation of a GenBank genome assembly
AUGGCUCCUGUUGGGUAUCGGUUCCAGCCGACUGAUGAGGAAUUGGUUUCGUACUAUUUAAAGAGGAUGAUUUUAGGGCUCCCAUUUAUGGAAGAGGAAAAGGAAUUCUUCACCGCGAAAGAUCUGUACGGGGAUAAUGCUACCCCAUGGGAGUUAUUGUCCGAUGAUCUUCCAUGGCAGACGGUGAUGAAUUCGUCGAAUAGAAAGAUGGACUCUCAGAAAAUCGUCUAUGUUUUCUCGUUCCUCUCCAAUGUCUCCAAGAAAAAUUCCAAGAACGGCAAGAAUAAAAACAGAGUAGCUGGUUGUGGGAGUUGGAAUGUCAAUUCUUCCGCCCAGCCAGUCAGGGAAGAUUGCGGAUUAGGAAGCAAAAUUGGAGAAAAAAAGAACUUUACAUUUGAAUCGCCUGAACCAACUGUUGGGCAGUGGACUAUGACAGAAUACUCAAUUGAUACUGCUGCCCAUGACAUUCCGGAUGUUGAUGGAAUUAAUUGCUCUAACAUUGUGCUGUGCAAAAUAAAAAGGGACGAUUCCAAGUCUUCCGUGCAAGGAAAAAUUGUGUGCCGCAAGAGAAAGAGUGAUAAUCUGGUGCCAGAAGAAGCGGGACAGAAUUUCGGAAAGAAGAUGAAAUCAGUAAGCAGCAAUGAGGAGGACUUGAGUCUGAGUGUGCUGACCAAUGACGAUUCUGCCGCCAUAGUCGUGAACAAUGAGGAGGCCGGAGUUUCUUAUGGAUCAUCGGAUUGUGGCAAUGACGCCCCUUUGUUGAUGAAUGCAGGGGAUUCUGAUAUUUUAGCACCUGCCGGACCAUCCACAUGUUGGAACAACAUUCCUGACAAUGAAGCAUUUUGUUUCAGUUCAAACUUUCAGAGUAUUGAUUUGGAUCCUUGGCUGAAAGAGCUUGAAGCUUUCUAG